CAACCUUCGAAAUGUAGGUCGCCAAGGUUUCUGUAUAUUUCGCUGUAUCAAAGAGAAUCGAACGACAAGAUUUACAAGAUUGUCGUGUAUAUACAGUGAUAUACCGUCUUUGAUAGAUACCAACUAUCACCAACAUGUUCACAAUGUACAGAAUAGAAGUUUUCUACGUCUACCAAAAAUUCUACCUCAAGUACCCUCAACCAGUAAACGUAAAGAAUAUUCAGAACGUCGAAUAUUAGGAUAUUCAAUGGAUCAGAUGUAUGAAAUAGUGGCUGAUGUAGAGAAAUAUCCUGAGUUUGUCCCAUGGUGCACCAGAUCCACUGUUACUCACAGACGACCUGGUCAUUGUAAAGCUAAAUUAGAAAUAGGUUUUCCUCCACUUGUAGAACGAUAUACCUCAGCUAUCACAUUAGCUAAACCCAAUCUAGUUAGGUCUGAGUGUACAGAAGGUAAAAUAUUUAACCAUUUAUUCACAGAAUGGAAGUUUAGUCCAGGCAUGCACGAUAAUCCUAAAACUUGUACCUUAGAUUUCUCAGUCAGUUUUGAAUUUCGUUCAGUGCUCCAUUCGCGACUGGCUCAUUUGUUUUUUGAUGAAGUUGUUAAAACUAUGGUGAAUUCCUUUUUGAAACGAGCCCAAGGUUUACACGGACCAGAGUCAAUCGCCAGACAGAAAGUAAAAGUUCUAGCCUACAAUUCUUGAUGAAGAGUGAAACAUUUUAAUUUCAAUUUCUUUGUUUUUAUUGUCAGGCGUAAAAUUGUAUGAUUUUAAUGUGGAUGUUGAUUUGACUGUAUUUACCAGUCAUGUCUAACGAGAGCUCUAGACUGUUAAUUUGACUGUAUUUACCAGUCAUGUCUGACUAGUGCUCUAGACUGUUGAUUUGACUGUAUUUACCAGCCAUGUAUGACUAGAGCUAUAGACUGUUGAUUUGGCUGUAUUUACCAGUCAUGUCUGACUAGAGCUAUAGACUGUUGAUUUGGCUGUAUUUACCAGUCAUGUCUGACUAGAGUUCUAGACUGUUGAUUUGACUGUAUUUACCAGUCAUGUCUGACUAGAGCUAU
Messenger RNA from Lottia gigantea (owl limpet), 1059 nucleotides. RefSeq lists its product as hypothetical. Gene Ontology annotation, molecular function: ubiquinone binding. The coding region runs from base 248 to 700 and encodes 150 amino acids. The transcript has 5 exons. The record is from RefSeq and is a predicted model, not a curated record. Gene Ontology annotation, cellular component: mitochondrion. Gene Ontology annotation, biological process: ubiquinone biosynthetic process; cellular respiration. Lineage: Eukaryota; Metazoa; Mollusca; Gastropoda; Lottiidae.